CUCAGUGUGAGUUAUUGAUGGUGCAUCAAUUUUAUUGACUGGAAGUUUUAAAACAUGGAACCCGUUUUGCGUCCGGACCGGUUGGAUUUGGACCCUCAAGACCCUGACGCAGCUCUCGCUUUUGAACACUGGCUUGCAUGCUUCCAAUCGUACUUGGCGGAGCUUCGUGCGACUGAACCCGCCGUUAUGCACAGAAUCCUACUCUCGAGGGUCUCCUCCAAAGUUUACUCCUUUAUCCGGGACCUGCCGACCUACGAAGUGGCACUGGACGCCCUCAAACAACAGUACCUGCGGCCGGUGAACACCGUCUACGCAAGACAUCGCUUAGCUACCCGGCAACAGCGGCCUGGCGAAUCGUGCGCUGAGUUUCUCCGAGCACUACAGACACUCGUCCGAGCUUGUGACUGCAAGACGCUCACGGCAGAACAGCAUGCGGAGCUGCUGGUGCGAGACGCCUUUGUGACGGGACUGAGGUCAGUGUACAUGCGCCAGCGGCUGCUGGAGAACUCGGAUCUUACCUUAAGCUCGGCGAUAGAGAAGGCCAACGCUCUAGAAGCUGCGCGGCAUAACGCCGACGCUGUCCAGUCGCGCGAUUCCCCGCCGGUUUCGUGGACGCCUCAGACCCCGCCACCGCCGGCUCCCGGGAGCGAAUUCGCCAACGCCGCCGCCAGUCGCCAUUCCACGAGCUCCCCGACCCAGACCACGGCUGUGGCCCGUAAGCAACUCGUGCUUUGUUAUUUCUGUGGCCAAAAGAAACAUCCUCGACGACGCUGUCCAGCGCGAGAAGCGACCUGCUCCAGCUGCGGAAAGCGGGGCCACUUCGCCAAGGUCUGUAAGUCUCAACCUCGAGCGGAGUGCAGCGCUGCGGGUGAAACGUGGGGGCCGCCAUCUUGCAUGCCGGGAUGUGGGCGGCCAUCUUUGUCGACGUCAGCACGCCCCGCCCCCGAUCCUCGGAUGCUGACCGGGUACCCCGGAUGUGAGCUGCCAUCUUUGUCGGCGUCAGCAUGCCCCGCCCCCGACCCUCCGAUGCUGACCGGGUACCCCGACGGCGAUCCAACUCUGGCCACUGUGACUCUCGACCAAAGCGCCCCACACCAGCUUGCAAGAUCCAUGAUGGACAUCCAGGUGGAGGGGCAUUGGACUGGAUGCCUGUUUGACACGGGCAGCACUGGGAGUUUUAUUCACCCGGACACAGUGCAACGCUGCGGACUUGCAACGCGGCCGGUCAGUCGGAGGUUCCAUUUGGCCUCUGGGUCGCAGUCCGCAGACAUCCGGGCGGGUUGUGUAGCGACUUUGGUGGUGCAAGGCACAGUAUAUCGGGACUUUGAACUGCUGGUCAUGCCUAAUCUGUGUGCACCUGUGCUAUUGGGGCUGGACUUCCAGAGCCAUCUCGAAAGUGUGACCAUGGUAUACGACGGGCCCCUCCCACCACUCACUGUCAAGAAUCCUCAGUUUUGUGGGACUUCUUCACACCUAUUCUCUUUUCCCAGGAAGUCUGUCACUGGGACCACCCUACCAGUUUGGCUGACGUCCCCGGGGCCAGUGCUGCUCCGGAAACAUGUGAGGAGCAAUAAAUACUCCCCGCUGGUGGAGAGGGUUCACCUUCUCCAUGCGAACCCCCAGUAUGCUUACGUGGUCUUACCUGAUGGGCGGGAGGACACGGUCUCCAUCCGCGACCUGGCACCCGCAGGUGCAGCAGACCACUACCCUGAAGGCUCUCCGGUAACUGUGAACCCUGCACCAGAGGUGACACCGUACUCACCAGGCCCUACACAGACUCCUCCCGACACUUGUAUACCGGGCGUUUCGUACACAUUUAUACCAGGCGCCUCGCACAUGCAUGAGGGAUCACCGGCGCCUAGUGGGCAAGAACACGCGCAACCCCCGUCCCCUGUGCAAUCGCCAAUGUUGCCGGCACCUAUGCGGUCACAGCCGGUGCUACGUAGAUCGCAGCGACAGAUUCGACCGCCUGAUCGGCUUGACUUGUAAGAACCUUCGCUACAUGAGGACUUUUUCAAACGAAGGGGGGGUGAAUGUGGUGAACUAUGUGCCUGUCGGGACACGCCCCUGCUGACUGCUCCUGUGGCUCCUCCCACAGGCCCCUGUAUAAAGGAGACCUGCGGCCUGAAGAUCGGCCUCAGUCUCCAGGACCUUGUAUGAUAGACACUCACUCCUGGUUCCUUCUUCCAGUCAAUAAAAGCCGAUAUCUCGCCUAC
Hypanus sabinus (Atlantic stingray) is the source of this 2216-nucleotide messenger RNA. RefSeq lists its product as uncharacterized. Gene Ontology annotation, molecular function: zinc ion binding; nucleic acid binding. The transcript is spliced from 2 exons. The record is from RefSeq and is a predicted model, not a curated record. The coding region runs from base 55 to 1989 and encodes 644 amino acids. NCBI's taxonomy places the organism in Eukaryota, Metazoa, Chordata, Chondrichthyes, Myliobatiformes, Dasyatidae.